Messenger RNA from Closterium sp. Naga37s-1, 1419 nucleotides. Lineage: Eukaryota; Viridiplantae; Streptophyta; Zygnematophyceae; Desmidiales; Closteriaceae. The record is from the annotation of a GenBank genome assembly.
AUGACCGGUGUCGACGACUCUCCGUUCUAUUCGCCUCUCCUGAGCCCAUCCACUCCCGACGACGUCACUUGGCCCUGGAGCACCGUCACGGAAUCGAAGCCCAGCGACGCGAAGCCGCCGUGCGACGCCACGGCGACCAGCGAGCUUCGCGUGCUGCCGUGCGACACGCCCGCGCUGGACGCGCUGUUCGCCGUGGCGCGCGAGGAGCUGGGGCGCGGCGAGUUCGGCGUGGUGCGCGCGUGCAUGCACCGCGCGACGGGCCGCCUGCUGGCGUGCAAGAGCAUGGACAAGGCGGCGCUCCUGGCGAGCGGGCGCAUGGAGGACGUGGCGAUGGAGGUGCUGUGCAUGCGCGUGCUGCCGCCGCACCGCAACAUGGUGCGCCUGGCCAGCAUGCACGAGGACGCGCGCCACGUGCACCUGGUCAUGGACCUCUGCCAGGGGGGCGACCUCUUCGACCUCAUCGCCAAGGCCGGCCGCCUCUCACAGGACUUCGCCGCACACAUCUUCAGGCAAGCGGCGUCAGCAGUGGCGUUCUGCCACGCGCACGGAGUACUGCAUCUGGACAUCAAGCCCGAGAACCUCCUCCUGCACACGCGCCUCCCCCCGCACUACCUCGCCGCCGCCGCUCCCUCCGCCACACCAGCCACCUCCCCUGCAGCGUCUCCCUCGCGCCGUGCACUACUGGACUCCGUGUGCGUCAAGCUGGCGGACUUCGGGCAGGCGGUGCGCUUGCUGCCGGGGCAGAUGGCAUGCGGCGUGGCAGGCUCAUCCUUCUACAUGGCGCCAGAGGUCGUAUGCGGCCGCCCCUACAGCACAGCGGCAGACGUGUGGAGCUUGGGCGUGCUGUUAUACAUCAUGCUCGCAGGCUACGUGCCGUUUUGGGGUGCAGACCUCCCUGCCACCUUCCACGCCAUCUGCUGCAACCGCCCGGACUUCUUAGCGCACCCGUGGGCGUCGGUGUCGCCGCUGUGCGUGCGCCUCAUCCGCUCCAUGCUCGCUCUCAACCCGCGUCGUCGCCCCUCCCUGCAACAAGUGCUCGCCCACCCCUGGCUGCGCGUUGCUCUGGGAGAGAUUGACGGGCUGCAUGUUGGGGGAUCACAUGUUGUGAGCGGUGCUGCUGAUGCUGCUGCACUUGGCGUGUCUGAUGCUGCUUGUGAGAUGCUGCCUCCUCUGGUUCCUGGGAGCCAUGCCAGUGGGUGUGAUGGUGCUGACGUGGACAGCUGCAGCACGGGUGUGUGGAGCACGGUGGAAGGAGGAGAGUGUGAUGGGAGUGUGGAUGAUGGGUGGCGUACGGGGAGGAGAGGGGAGGAGGGGGGUGGGAGGAGGAAGAGGGGUUGCAGGGGGCGUGAGAGCUCACCUGAAGCCAAGGCGGGCGCAGUGCAAGUGCUGUCCAUGCCGUACCAUGCGAGCAUGGCGUGA